Gordionus sp. m RMFG-2023 is the source of this 1777-nucleotide messenger RNA. RefSeq names its product selenocysteine lyase-like. The record is from RefSeq and is a predicted model, not a curated record. Lineage: Eukaryota; Metazoa; Nematomorpha; Gordioida; Chordodea; Parachordodidae. The transcript is spliced from 3 exons. The coding region runs from base 95 to 1525 and encodes 476 amino acids.
AUGCAUACGACUGGACAUGGAAAUCUUUGAAAAACUCUUGUAUGCUUGUUAUGUAGGAUAACCAUUUUAUUUUUAUAUUUCAGCUUUCACAAAAAUGGAAUUUCUUUAUUUUGACUAUAAUGCUACGACACCCUUGGAAGAAUCUGUUCAUAAAGUCAUAAGCCAUCAUUUAAAACACUCCUGGGCUAAUCCUAGUAGUAAUAAUAUCUUAGGGAAAGUAGCUAAAAGUGUUAUUGAAGAGGCUCGAGCUCAUUUAGCAAAACUCAUAGAUUGUAAUGAUCAAUCCAAUAUAAUAUUCACUAGUGGGGGUACAGAAUCCAAUAACACUAUUGUUUAUUCUGUGCUAAAGAACUUUCAAAAGACUAAAGAUAAAAUCUACAAAGCUCAAGCUGGUGUUGAAAGCAAUCAUCUGAACAGUCCAAAUGGGUUUAAUGAAGUAUAUUGUGCAAAUGGUAACCAUAAUACUCAAAUUUUUAAUGAAAACAUGAACAUACCACAUGUUAUUACAUCAUGUAUUGAGCAUGAUUCCAUUCUUUUGCUACUUCAAGAUCUUCAAAAUAAAGGUAAACUCUCAGUAACCUAUCUUCCAAUAUCCCCUAUCAGUGGCAAAAUACUUAUAUCUGAUCUUGUAUCAGCACUACAGCACAACACUCGCUUGAUAACCAUCAUGUUAGCCAACAAUGAGACAGGAGUUAUACAACCUAUCAAAGAACUCAGUCAAACUUUAAAUGAUUUUUGCCACAAUCCGAAUAGUCAGUGUUCUAUCAAUCGAAGUGAUAUAAUAAUCCAUACGGAUGCUUCUCAAGCUAUUGGUAAAAUACCCAUUUCUAUCAUAGAGCUAGGGGUUGAUUCCCUUACUCUCACGGGCCAUAAAUUUUAUGGUCCCCGCAUUGGUGCACUAUAUUAUUCUUCACAUUUAAAAUUCCAUAAUAAUCUUAACCCAUUAUUGUUAGGUGGCGGUCAAGAGGGUGGCCUGAGAGCCGGGACAGAAAAUACGGCUCUUAUAGCAGGGCUAGGAGAAGCCGCUCGUCUGGCCUAUAUGAGUAAUCAAGCUUUAAAUCCUACAGGAAAGGAUUUCUCAUACAGUCUAGAGACCAUCACAGCUUAUUUGAUAAAGCGUUUAUUUAAUACCUUUGGACCUGUUAUAAAUUUUAAUAAUUUGCAAUUUUUGUCGACAGACUUUGACUAUUCAAAAGAAAAAGAGAACAAUUUUAUAGAUUUCGAGCAAUUAUACUUAGACAAUCACCGGGGUCAUUUACUACCUAAUACUUUGUCCGUUUCCUUCGAAUCUGAUUCCGUGAAGCAUGAAUGGGGAUGCAUGAUACUGGAAAAGUGUUCUAAGUUAAUGGCCAGUACGGGCGCUGCUUGCCAUGCAGGCAAAUAUGAACCCUCAAAGGUUUUACUUAAUAGUGGUAUGAAUGUUAGUACGGCUAAGAAAUCAAUUAGAUUGAGUACUGGUAGGUUCACUACACAGCAACAAGUAGAUGACGCCAUUGAAGAUCUGAGAUUGGCCCUAAAUUUUUAGACAUUCUUCACGUUAGGUAUUGGCUUUAAGCAAACAGUAUUAUUGAUUAUAAAGCUUUUCCUGAUUAGUCCUUUUUCCUAGUCUUUAGAUAUUAAUUCGCUCUAUUUUGUUUUUGGUUAUUAUAUUUUGUAGUCAAUUUAUAUGUAUAUAUAUCGCGAAGAACUUUUUGAAAAUUUAUAGCUAAUUUAAAAAAAACAUAUUCCAAUUUUUUGUAUUUUGGUGUUAAUUACCUCAAAUUUUAUAUUUAAUAUA